Messenger RNA from Saccostrea cuccullata (small rock oyster), 831 nucleotides. RefSeq lists its product as uncharacterized. NCBI's taxonomy places the organism in Eukaryota, Metazoa, Mollusca, Bivalvia, Ostreida, Ostreidae. The record is from RefSeq and is a predicted model, not a curated record. The coding region runs from base 1 to 831 and encodes 276 amino acids. The transcript has 6 exons.
AUGGCAAAGUAUGACCCACUGUGGCACAGUAUAUCCUUUAUGGAUGAAUGUAAAACUUCGAUUCUCUUAGGAACGCUGCCUCUUGUGUCUGAUGGUGAAGUGGACCGGGUGGUUUGUCAAAGUGGUAUUUCUGGCUGUUGUGAGACUUCACUUACCAUAAAACUUCGUAAUUGCGGGACAUUUUAUGUUUACUUUCUUAGAAAACCGUCAGGAUGUCCUGUUUCUUACUGUUUCGGUACACAGCCUAUAAACUCAACAGAUGUAACAACUUCUAGUUUACAAACAACAGAUGUAACAACUUCUAGUUUACAAACAACAGAUGAAACAACUAUACAUACAACAGAUGCCUAUAAUACUGAUUCUACACCAUCGACAACAAAACCAAACGAGUCAUCCAAAAGCAUUUUAAAUGAUGUUCAUUCUGAUAUUAUAGAUGUAGAGAUUAUCGGUAUCGUACUUGGAGUUGUGUUUGGAGUCCUCCUCCCUGGCAUCAUUAUAGUGUUAUACAGUAGUCAUCAAAAAAAGAAGUCGAGGGUUUGGCCAUCCGACGGUUAUCAGCUAAAUGAUGUAGAAAACCAAUUGUCACUAAACACAACAUCUGAGAUUCAAAAUCCAGAUUUGGAACAAACUCCAGCAUGGGAAGAUUCCACUAAAUCUGAAAUUGUAAAUCCAGAUGCAGAACAACAUCCGGAUAGAGGGGAUUCCAUAACAUCUGAAAAUCCGGAUUUGGUACAAAAUAAGGAUAGAGAGGAAACAGUGUUGUCCAUAAAGGGUGUUUCCCCUAGCCUAUUUCCUACCAUAAAACCUAGUAGAAAACGAAUUCGGAACUAA